Molecule: messenger RNA, 4099 nt
Organism: Linum trigynum
Lineage: Eukaryota; Viridiplantae; Streptophyta; Magnoliopsida; Malpighiales; Linaceae
Source: the annotation of a GenBank genome assembly
UAAUGUGAGAAUACGUGUGAAUGUUAACAUAUUAGUUGGAGUUAUGAAGAGAAAUCAUUACCCAUUAAUAACCGUGGAUACCCGAAACCCGAACGGGUAUGGACAUGGUUUUAAUUUUCUACCCGUUUUAUAUGUGGGUAUGGGUAUGGGUAAAACCCGAACUACUUUGGGUAGGGUAACGGAUAUGCACUAUCCGUCCCCGACCCGACCCAUUGCCAUCCCUAGGCUCGAUCGACCAUUUUGUGAACAUAGUCGACCGCUUCCUUGUUCUGCUGCCUAGACCGAAUUUGUUUCAAAUUCGGUCAAACCCUAAAAAACUACCUCUUUUACUACAUUAUGCAGCAACCUCCUCCACCACUCAUUUUUCUAUCUUCACCUCUUUCUCACUUUCUUCUUUUCUCUCCUUUCCCUUAUUCUUUUACCACCAAAAACCCUAGAAGAAGCACAAAAACCUCCAAUAAACCAAUUCACAGUUGCUCAUAACCAGAAUAAGGUAUGUUUCUCAUUUGUUCAUGUCAUUUGGUUUAUUUUUUGUUCGUUCAUAUUGAAUAGCAUGUUUUUACCAAACUCCCAAAUCUGUAAAAUCAGAUAGUGACUAUUGUUCGAUAGAAUCGGUCGGCAGCUUCCUUUCCUAGUGGACCGACUCUGUUUGGAUUCAGAUUAUGAUCUGUAACUCUCGAUUUGAUUUGAAACCCCCAAAAACUGUAAAAUCAAAUUUCUGGUUGAUGUUCGCCAGAAUUGGUCGGCCGCUUCCUUUCCUGGUCGAUUUGCUCUAUUUGGAUUCGGAUUAUGAUUUGCAACUCUCGCUUUGAAACCUCCAAAAUCUGUAAAAUUGGAUUUUUGGUUGCUAUUCUCCAGAAUCGGUCGACCGCUUCCUUUCCUGGUUGACCGACUCUAUUUGGAUUUAGAUUAUGAUUUGCAACUACCGAUUUGAUUUGACCAAAAUUAGGUUUUCUGGUUCGCUGGGUGUCAACGAGUGCUUCUGGUUGCAAAAAUAGGUCGACCUAUUUACUGUGAGGUUGACCUAUUAUGUUUGAUUUUUGUAGAUCUUAGCAAAGUGGAUUCGUGUUUGGUUGAUUUUUGCUUCUGCUUGGUAUAGAGAGGUCAACCUAUUUACAUUGAUUUCGUCGAUCUUAGCAAGUGGAUUCGUGUUUGGUUUAUUUUUGCUUCUGCUUGGUACAGAGAGGUCGACCUAUUUACCUUGAGGUCGACCGAGUCUGUUGUCGGUUGCUUCUGUUUGGUACAAUUUGGUCGGCCUAUUUACAGUGAGUUCAGUUAUGUUGUCCUUUGCCUAAUGUGGAUUCUCGUUUCUUUGAUCUCAGGAUGGAUAGAGGAAAGAAGAAAAGAAAGACAUCCAAAGCGGUUGCCUCAAGUUCUGAAUGAGAAUAGUUCAACCUAACUCUGUUUCAGAACAAUGAGCAAAGUGACAAAUAUGAAGAGAGGAGAAAGCACAACCGAAGGGUGGCUCUUGGAAGGCCAUUAAAGACUGAUGUGUAUGCUCAUUUCGAAGAUUACAAGUUCCUUGCAUCAUUUGUGGAGCAAGAUUGGCUGAAGGUGAUAUCUCUAGAUGUACUAUACUACCCAAAAAUGGUACAAUACUUCUACAACAACAUCGUCUAUCAGCAUUCUGCAAAUGGAUUGAUUCAUGCUUUUAAGAGCUAUGUGAAUGGGGUGGAGAUGCGUAUCACCAAGACUGUGUUGGCAAGAGUACUGGAGACUCCAAACAUGAGGAAGAGAAUCGAUUCUUACAAUGCUUGGAAUGAAACUCAUUUCUCGAGAGCCAGGCAAAUUAAGACUGUACGUGGUCUUGCUGAAGAGGAAGAUGUUGAGGAUCGCAGUAGGCCAACGAUUCGUCAAUUGGCAGUUCAAGCCAGAUUUCUUCACCACAUGCUUUCCCAAAAUAUUCUUCCAAAGGGUGGACAUCGGGAGGCAGUCACCUACUUUGACAUGGAGCUCCUCACCAAACUACUUUCACAUGAGAAGGUGAAUUUACCAUACUUGAUAUUUAAACACAUGUUUGUUGUUGCUGAUAAUUCAAACAAGAAUAUUCCCUAUGGGAUUAUCCUGACUUUGCUAUUUUGGUGUGGAUUUAAGUGGUGAGGUUGGCAUAAGAGUCACAAGGUAGAAGUUCUACACAGUUACGUCUAUGAAAAAGAUGAUAUUUGAGAUGCAUGAUAGUGUGUAUGUCCGAGCAUACAAUCCUCAUGUAGUCCAUGAUGAUGAUGAUGAUGAUGAUGAUGAUGUUGUUGAUGAUGAUGAUGAAGAGCCCGGAGAUGAGCCAAUGGCUCAACCACAGAGUUCAACUCCACCAGUCACCCUAUAUUGUAUAUAGGACCGCAUGAAUGACAUGUACAAUUACAUGGGACUGAUGUCCACCCAGAUAACUGACAUUUACGAAUACACGGGGCAGAUGACCAGUCAGAUGAGCAUACUACAGGUGACUGUAACAGAGAUGUGAGAUGAAUUUCGAUGUUUCGGUGAAAGAUUCAUGCAUCCCACCACAUCCGACAACCAUAAUGCUAGCACCACCAAUGAGAAAAAUGCGGAUGAGUGAGAGAGGGGAGAUGUGUAGGAACUCAAUGAUGUUAGAUUGUGCUCUUUUGUUGUUAAGUCUUUAAGACAAUUUGGUUUGAAAUAACUAUGAUCGUGGAUUGAUAUUAUGUGGUUUUCGAUUUUAGGUUGUAUGAACAAUUAUGAGUUGUGUUUUAUUGUAUUUCUUGUUAGUGUAUUGAGUUGUUAUGUUAUGAAGUUAUAGUUUCUAACUAUCAUGAUUGAGUACUGAUUCUGUUGGAUCCAAACAUAAUUUGUAUAAGCAAACUAACACACACAUUGAUAUACAUAAGCAAAAAAGUCGAAGGCCUCAUAGGCUGAAUUUCCUAUACGAGGUCGACCUUUUACUGUAUGCAAUCGACCGCGACUCCAACACUUUUGAUCUAUGUUUCACGUCAAGAGGAUGGAUGCAUGGAUAGUACUUUAGUCUUCUAUCUGGUCGACCUCUUUCUGUAAAAGGUCGACCAAUUCGGUAAUAACAGCCAUCAAGUGAUCGACCUCCUUACGUUUAUGGUCCACCAUUUAGCUUCUGACUAAAUUGAAAGGUCGACCGAAUUUUUAUUGUGGUAGACCAUUAAGGUAUCAACUAACUAAAAACGGUCGACCACUAUAUGUUAAUGGUCGACCGUGACGUUUCAUCAGAGUGACCACGAUAGUGAAUUCGGUCGAACGCAUGACGCAUAGGUCAACCGAAUUGUGCAAGUAACGGUGACUUGCAAGACACCAUAGGCGUGAUAAAAGUUAAAUAAAAAUUAAUUCAUAAUGUCGUUUUACAAUGAACUAUGACGGAUUUUCAUACCCUGAAAUGUUUGCAAAAAACAAUAUUCAUCGCUUGUUGCAAAUCAAAUUUUUUUAUAUAACAACUGAACAAUUAUUAAUAAAUUGGUCACUCAAUCGAUUCUGAAGAUGGUUCUUGAUUAUCUUCAUAACUAAAAAGGCCAUUUCGUAGCAACUUUGCUUUACCAAAAACAACAAAUGAGUUAGCUGGACUAAAACAAGAAAUGCAAUCCAACAAUCAAGUUUAGCUCACCAAAUUCAAACCAUAAUCUAGGACAAAUCUAUUCAAUUCACCUAUCAAUUACAAUUUUACAAGUUAUAGACAUAUAAACAAUCUAUUUUCUCAUACCACAUUUCCAAAUUUAUUGUAUGUACAAUUUAAGUAUGAAGCAACAAAAAUCCAUAUAAAUUGUGACAAAAAUUGUUAAUAGCGUGUUGAAUUUUUAUGGGAUGUUGCUGUAAUAUUGAUCAUUUAGAAAUAUUUAGAACUUAUAAUUCACUAAUAUUUUCAAGUGAAUUGCCAUAAAGAAAUCAAUACUGCUUUGUAUAAAAAAAAAUUGUGACGUAUUUUAAUUUUUUGGUAUAUUACCAUGGUGACUAUCGCUAAUAAAAAAUAUAGUUCUCUCGUUGUGAAUGAUCAAACAAAACGUACAAAAUUGUAAUAGGGAAGAAAGUUGGGAGUGGAACUGAAAACAGGACAACAUCAUAGAAGAAACAACCUAACGUUAUUAAGUUAUAAACAUAUAUUAUGCACUAAAUUAAACUAAUCUAA